CCCUCGCCUGCGCACGCCCCGAAUCCGGGGCUUAGCGUCGGGGCAGCUGCGCCGUACCUCGAGCCGCCGAUCCUGCUGCUCCCGGUGCCUGGCGCAGCCCGCCCGCCCGCCCUCCCCCGGCCUGGCCCGGCCCGGCCCGCGGAGCCCGCGCCGCAGACAUGGGAAAAUCACUUUCUCACCUGCCUAUGCAUACCUCCAAGGAAGAUGGCUAUGAUGGAGGCACCGUGUCUGAUAAUAUGAGGAAUGGGUUAAUUCACUCAGAGUCACACAGCGAAGACAACAGAUGUGGAGAUGUAUCACAGUUUCCCUAUGUGGAAUUUACAGGAAGAGACAGUGUCACCUGCCCAACUUGCCAGGGAACAGGAAGAAUUCCACGAGGGCAAGAAAAUCAGCUGGUAGCAUUAAUUCCAUACAGUGAUCAGAGACUGAGGCCAAGAAGAACAAAACUCUACGUGACUGCUUCUGUAAGUGUAUGUUUACUACUCUCUGGGCUGGCUGUGUUCUUCUUGUUUCCUCGCUCAAUCGACGUUGAAUACAUUGGUGUGAAGUCUGUGUAUGUCAACUAUGAACAGGAGAAACGUAUAAUAUACCUAAAUAUUACAAACACACUAAAUAUAACAAACAACAACUAUUAUUCUGUUGAAGUGGCAAAUAUCACAGCCCAAGUUCAGUUUUCAAAAACAGUUAUUGGCAAAGCACGGCUAAACAACAUCACCAACAUCAGUCCUCUGGAUAUGAAACAGAUUGACUAUAUGGUGCCCACAGUCAUACAAGAUGAAAUGAGCUACAUGUUUGACUUCUGUACUUUAGCAUCCAUCAAAGUGCAUAACAUCGUUGUGAUGAUGCAAGUGACAGUGACAACAUCUUACUUUGGCCACUCGGAGCAAAUAUCCCAGGAGAGAUACCAGUAUGUGGACUGUGGAGGAAACACAACCUACCAGCUGGGCCAGUCAGAAUAUUUAAAUGUACUUCAGCCUCCACAAUAAAAGCAGCUGUUGGUUAGUGUGGGAUGCCUGCUGCUGAUGCUUGUGGAGACCCUUUGAACAGGACUGGUGUUAGGUGACGGGGAGGGUAUGUGCAUGAAAAACAUUGCAAACAUGGUGACCUGUUUGCUUUAGAUGCAAGGAGGGAAAAGGUGCAAAAUGUAUAUAGAUGCACUUGUUAAAUGUUGUGUUUUCCCCUUCUGUUUGCUUUCUGUUACUGUAAGCACUUCUGUCAAGUUGUAUGGUGGGAGGGAGAGGGGGAAUAUCAGAUUCUUGACCUGAAUUGGGACCUUUCCUUACAGUGUGGUACAUCAACUUAGAGUAACUUUGUGUAUGUCUGUGUUUAGGUGAAAAGUGUCACUAAUAAGCAUUUUAGAAAAUACUCAUAAAAUUUUAAGUUUUUACUUCAAUUCUUGGUAUUUGACUGUUGAAACUGGCAGUAUUACUACUUACAUAACAAGAUUACUUUGAGGUAUCUGGGUGUGAAACUUGUAUUAGUAACCCAGUGGUGGUGGUUCUUUACUUUGGAAUUCUACUUUUAGUUUUCUAUACAUGAUCAGAGGAGACAUGCAGUCUGUGAAAGCCAGGAAAGUUCUCUUGGAUGAUACUCUACUUGAAUGUGCAAUUUCUAAAAUCUGGCAUCUUUUCAUAUUCCUUCCUGCUACUUCUGGGAUGUUAUAAGGAGAAUGCAUAUUGUUAGCUUAAAAUUGGAUUAAAAAAUAAACCAAAAAAACCAACCACCAGAAUCAUUACUGACAAGGAAAAAUGCAAGGCUAGAAAAUGAAUGGGUAAAGACCUUGACAAUGUCUUUCUGGUUUUUAGUAAACUUUUGAGUACAGCUAUUAAAAUCAAGAUUGAGGGGUUUGGAACUGGGUGGGAAACUGAGCAUGGGUUUGGGUAGCUUGAUGUAGAUUUUCAUCACUUUUAUUGUUUUAAUAUAUUGUGUAUCUAAGCUAUUUCUAAGUGUUAAUAUAUUGAGGUGUGUAUAUUUAGUGCACAGGCUCAGAAGGCAAUGCAUUAUUUCUCUGCAUAUCCAGAGCACUCACAGUUCACAUCAAAGUUAGGCAGAAUAAAGCAAUUCUUUCUGUAAGAGUAAAUGCUGAUGUAAUAAUGAGACUGACUUACAACAAAGCUAAAAAAUUAGUUUUAGUACAAUAGUUUGCACAGUGAGAAAUUUUGGGGUUAUUAUCAAACAUGGUGUUUGUAAAUUGUGGGCCCAAAGUUGCUCAACUUCUAAAAGCUGACUUUUCUAAGGGUUUGGUACAAAACUUUUUUAUUAAAUAGAUCAGGAUUAUUUCUGAAUUAGAUCAGAUGCAGCUGUAAGAAGGUACUAAUGAGACUGCCACAGUGUAAUGAGUAAAUUUUUUUUUUUUUUUGUUAAAUAUAUAUUGCAAGUUUUUAUGCUGCCCAUCUCCUGGAAAUAAGCUUUAUAAAAUGAAUUAGCAAUAAACAUUAUGGAAAAACACUGCUGAGUAACUUCUUGCUACUAACACUCUCUUAUGCUCCAGUACUUAGUGAAAAUACAUAUCUGUAUUAUUCUUUAUCAGCCUUUCUCAGGUGGACCUCAAUGGGUGUGAGGGGGAAAGAAUAUUGAUGAUUUAAGUUAUUUUAAGAACAAAAAAGACCCAAAUAAAACCUCCUCUCUUUGAAUUGCUGUGAGCAUUUAUUCUGAAUGUCUAUGAAAAAUUUUAGUACCUGAACUGCCAGUUUCGUGUAAUCAUAAGAAAGAAUUCAGCUUUUGGCUUUGGAGAACUUCUGGAAUUGGAAUAGUAAGUUCAGAUGACUUGUUACAUUUUGAAAAUUAUUCUUGAAUCUGGGCACUUAAAAGUAAACAUUCUUUAUUACAGCUUUCAAUCAUGAGGGAAUUUGAUCACAGUUGACUUUAGUUUUCCUAGAGCAUAGAAGAGGCUCAGUCCCGUGGCUGAUACAGUCUUAAAAGAUACAGGUGAUAACUGAAGACCAGAAUAGCAGAGAGGUAAAGUCUUCUGUUAUCCUUUGUAGAAAGAUCUGUUUAUAUUGGGAAGCAGGAAGAGAAUUCUGGUUUAAAUCAUGUCAGAUCUGAAAUCAACCAGCAAGUGAAAUUGUUUUUUUCUUCUAAGCCUAAGUAUUGACACCUAGUUGGUUAUGGUUCAUUGGGGUUUGUUGGGGUUUUUCAAGUAGAAAAAGAAAACAGCUCUAGGCAGGUAAUUAUGUGAAUUUGAAACUUUUUUUUUUUAGAGGUUAAAUUGUAAUCUGAAAUAACUGGAAUAGCACAAUGAUAAAAUUAUUUGGUGACAGUAGUGAGUGGUGUUUGAGCAAGCAUGUCAGGGAGUGUUUACACUGCUCAAACUGACUCAGACGGUGCUGAGAGUCAUACUGACCUUGGGAAGCAAGGUCACUUUGCUGAGCAAAAUGCAUACUGGAAUCUGUGGAUCCCCCGUUGCAUGAAAUGGCUAACUUGGCUAACAUAAAAUAGAAAAAAAGGAGUGGGAAUAUUCUUUCCAUGUAUGUAGCAGAAGGUGAAAGAUACAGCUUCUGAUGUCUGUCAUCUGGCAUAUCUAAUGGCUGUCAUCUGGCAUAUCUAAUGGCUGUCAACUUUACCACCACCAAUCUGUAGUAGAUUCAUUGAAUGAGUAAGAGUCCUUAUCAUAAAAAAAUAAUGGGUGGGGUAGAAAGCCUAUUGAUGAAUCCUCAAGUCAGUGACAGGAGAAUCAAAGACUUGUUUCAAAGUUGAAUCAAAGUUUGAAUGCUUAUGCUAGAAUGUCCUUGCAAAGCUGUCACCAUAGUACUAACUAAACAAGGCAAGUAUUUGAAUUUAACUAAUAAUUUUAAUGUAACAUCAGAUAAGCAGGUAAACACCUGUCAAAUUACUUAAUCUUGACUUGAUUUUGGUAGCUGAACUUGGAAACAUACUAAAAGGGUGCAAGGGAAGUCAGUAUUAACUUAUGUAACUUUGUAAACAAGCUAUCAGAAUAGAUACAAGUGACAGACCUGUAACUAUUUGGUACUUAAUUUUUAUCUUGAUUUUAAAAUAAAAAAUUACAAGCCUUUCCGUUCACUGUAAAUCAACAAGUGCAAUCAACAAGGUCAUCUUGAAGAAUUUUAGGGUUUUUUUCUGGUUUGUUUUUCCUAUGACAUAGUUUCUGAAGGACUUCUCAAGUUAUUCAGAUUUCACAUGUAACUUCCCCACUAUCUUCAAAUACUAUCAAAUACACAUAUACUGGCUCUCUACUGUUGUAAAUAAAUUUAUUUUACUUUUAGUAUCAUGUGAAUUCCUUGUAGCAUUUGCUGUACCAAAACCUGUUGCACUUUAAAAUGGAAGCUCUGUUAGCUGUUUCUUAAGUGAUCCAGAUGUUGCUGUGUUGCAUAACUGAAAAGCAAAACUUAAAGUAUUAUGUAUGGCAUAACUGAAAUUUUAAAAUUGUAGCUGAAGGAAAAUUAAUAUGAAAUGCCUAAAUGUGUAAAAAUGUUGGCUAUUUGGCCACUCUGACCUUGAGAACAGCAUUAUUUUACAUUUUAAGUAUGAAUAUUUAAAAGCAAAUGAAAGUAUUCAGGCCACCAGACUCAAAAGAUCUAACCAUCAACUAUCCAUUGGGAUAGAAUUAAAGGGAAGUGCUCUUACUAAAAGAUGUAGUACCUGACUAAAUGCUCUGGAGUUCCUUCCUGGUGUGAGGAGAAGUCUGUAGAAGCUAAUUGGUAAUUUGUUUACUCAUGGUGAUACUUAGGGACAGUCAUUUAGUUCUUAAUCUUUUGUGAAGACAAGCAUAACUAUCUUUUUCCUGUGUGGUAUAGCUUUGGAGUUCUUAAUGCAUUUCUGGUGUGUGCAUGGCCUUGAUAUUAACAUCCUGCUGUCUGUAUUUUGGAGCUGUAUGUUGACAGAGUAAAGUACAUGCCUCAGUUGACUUUGCUCCAAAUUGCCCUUGAAGUUCAGCAAGUGAAUAAAUUUUUUCAUUGUAGUACAUUACAAACAUGACUCUGGGCAUUUUAGGGUGUGUUGGGUGAAGCUGACCCUUUAAACACUGAACCUCUUAACUGCUUGGAUUCUAUUGUUAAGGUCUUUAAACAUCUGAAUAAAGUGUUGUACCCUCAGGAAGGAUAGUGCUUGGAGUAGUAUGUGGAAGAUUUCUAGGUUCACAAAAUGUCAAAGAAAAAAAUGUUAUUUCUUAUUCAGCAGUCAAAGCUUCCCUUUUUUUUCUUUUUUUAUUUUGUGGUGGUGAAGGGAUGGCUAGUUACGAUUUUGCAUUUCUUCCCACUCCCCAGAUCUGUAGUGGGACAUCUGACUUUUCACAGGCAGCAUCUUUAGAUACCAGUCCCAGAUUGUUUCAGAGUCGGGCAAGUAUGUGAAACUCUAACACCAGACUGGGCUUUGAGACUUAAGAGCUAAAUCAGACUACCAGUAAUACCUCUGAGAACUGAUAUUUAUUACUUGCCUAUCUAACAAAAUGCCACAACACUAGGAGUGCUUCCAGGCUUACUAUUACUUCUGAAAGGGAAGGGUAAGUAAUAUAAGUGCAACCAAUGUCCUUCAAUAGUGCACAGCUGCAACCAGCAGAAUGUUUGUUAAUGUUUGCCUGAUCAAGCCAAAAAAUCUAGAUUGGUUUGUUUUUUGGUUUUUUUUGUUGGCUUCAGGAAAGGAGGAAUAAAACCCGAGCCAAAACCCAAUCAAAAGGCUAAAAAAAAUAAUUUGUCUAUGGCAAAAACCUCACAUUUGUCUACUUGAGAAGUCACAUUCCUAUUUUAUCUUUAGCUGGAGAAUUCUGGUUGUUACAAGAGGAGUAGUUUGUUCUGCUGCCCUACAGCUUUUCUCACAUAAGCCUGGUUUUCAGCUGCUAGGCAGGCCUAUCAGACACAGGAGUUGUCUGCAAGAAGUCUAUACAAUUAAAGUUAGUGUUGGGCUCUGCAGCAUAGCAUGGGACUGUUGGGUGGCAGUAAUGUACUCACCCUUCUGCUGUCCUCUUCCAGUAGCCAGCAUAAGGGUCUUAUGACCUGGAUGCAUAUGUCUUUUGGGUGCUGAAACUGCUUUUCCUUGUCUGGGCAGAGAUGUCUGGUUCCAGACAAGCAAGUAUACUAUUGUUCCUGAAUCAUUUUGGGUCUGACUGUCAGUGAUUUGAUUAUUUUUUCUUUUGUUUUAGGAAGCAAACUUAACCACUGUUAACAUCCAUUGUACAGAGUGUGCAUAUAAUAGCCUGAGAUAUGUAUAGAAAUACUAAUGAGUGAUUACUAUUUUUGUAACUUAAAGAGUUGUAAGCUGUUGUUCUUGUAACUGUGUAGCAAACAAUCUAUCAACUUAAGCAUGAUAAACACUUAUAGGGGUAUUUGGGAAUGACUUGUAGGACACAGAAGCUGUCUUAAUGUAAGUUAACUGGGGCAAGGGAUCUUGUUAUUUAGAGGUUCAAAAUCUGGGGUUAGCUUCAUUAUGAAUACAUUUCUAGACAGGAUUGUUUGACUCAAAGAAUGAUAUUAAAUUUUCUAUUAAAAAAAA
Molecule: messenger RNA, 6444 nt
Organism: Calypte anna (Anna's hummingbird)
Lineage: Eukaryota; Metazoa; Chordata; Aves; Apodiformes; Trochilidae
Gene: TMEM106B
Product: transmembrane protein 106B
Exons: 8
Coding region: 159-986 (275 amino acids)
Biological process (GO): lysosomal transport; dendrite morphogenesis; lysosome organization
Cellular component (GO): lysosomal membrane
Source: RefSeq, a predicted model, not a curated record